Molecule: messenger RNA, 915 nt
Organism: Protopolystoma xenopodis
Lineage: Eukaryota; Metazoa; Platyhelminthes; Monogenea; Polystomatidea; Polystomatidae
Source: the annotation of a GenBank genome assembly
AUGUGGUCUCUGGGCGCACUUCUUGAACUGGUUGACAGAGCAAAAUUGGAGGUGUUCUGGCGAACUGAGUUAGAGGGAAAGAUGGACCUGCCAAUCCUGCCAGAAAGUGGAGGGAGCAUUUUCGAGUAUCGCGUCGACGUGGAAGGCAAAUGGGUGCAUUGGGAAGAGUCUGUGGAGCAGUAUGUCUAUCCGAGCACCUGGACGCCCGAAUUCGCCAGCAUUUUGGUGCCAAAUGUGGACAACGUGUGUUCCGGCUACCUGAUUGAACUGAUCGCCAAGCAGAAUAAGUCAGUCCUCUUGAUCGGUGGUGCAGGAACCGCAAAGACUCGAACAAUUGAGAGUUUCGUGGAAAAGCGUGUUGGAACGACGUAUGGCCCACCGGCUGGCAAGAAAAUGACUGUCUUCAUCGAUGAUAUCAGCAUGCCACUGAUCAACGAAUGGGGCGAUCAGAUCGCCAACGAGAUUGUACGCCAAACCAUGGAGAUGAACGGCUUCUACAGCUUGGAGAAGCCUGGCGAUUUCACCAGCAUCGUGGAUGUUCAGUUCAUCGCCGCGAUGAACACUCCAGGCGGUGGGCGAAACGACAUUCCACAACGCCUCAAGCGACAAUUCUGUAUCUUCAACUGCACUCUGCCAAGCAACUCAUCAAUUGACAAGAUAUUCAGUUGUAUCGGAGUCGGCUACUUUUCGGAGUCACGAGGUUUUCCUGAAGCUGUACAGAAGUUGGUCCAACGUCUUGUUCCGAUGACAAGGAUCGUCUGGCAAAGCUCCAAACAGCGAAUGCUACCGACGCCAUCCAAGUUUCAUUAUAUCUUCAAUUUGCGCGACAUGAGCCGCAUCUGGCAGGGCAUGCUCUAUGGCACCUCCGAUGUGGGUCGGUUUUUUAGCGCCUCUUUCACACGCAAUCCAAUCUAG